GGGGUACUUCACUUUACCAACUUCAAUCUUGAGCACAGCGUACAAUCGGUCGUGCUACCUCUUUAUUUUACUACUUAAAUUUACGAAUUACAUAUUACAUAUUGAACAAACGGACAGCCCGUUUCAACCGCCAAAAUGUCGAAGCCCUUUGACCCAGAGACGGCGGAGAACUUCGAGGACAUGGAGAAGCAGUUUGCCGUGAAAGCGGUCGAACACCUGAUGACGUACUGGUCGAUUCUCGAGAAGGUUCGCGGCUCGCAGCUCCGAUUGACGAAGAUCGACGACGAAAUCUACGAGGACUUCAAGAAGGAAUUCCCCGACUUCGAUCCCAGCGCGACGAUCAACGAGGAUGAGAUGAAGAGCAAGGAGGGCAAGGAGAAGUGGCGCAACUGGAUGAACAAGUACGAGGAGAAGGUUGCCGACUUCAACUUCGGCACGAUGCUGCGCGCGAACCCCAGCGUUGAGUAUGAGCAGGAGACUACGAUCUUCGCUUUGCGAAUGCAGUUCUACGCGAUUGAAAUCGCAAGGAACCGUGCUGGCUUGAACGAUUGGGUCUAUGAGAAGAACCAUCCCGGCGAGAAGGCUUAAACACUCUGUGCUCUCGCGAUAAAACCACCUGCUCUGAAAAGACAUACUAGAUUCGGGACGGCUCGGCCUUGCAAUGGUCGCGCGGAGGGCGUAUAGUAUUGUUUGCGACACUAGAAGCAUGUUGCCCUAUCGGUAUCUCAGUCAGGUGGGCUACACAUGGCGGAUGAAGACAGUCUCGAAUCUCCCUGGCAUCAGCGCUAUUUAGAAGUCCUGGAACCAAAUAUGUACAUACAAUAUAUCAUUGCCUCCUUGAUGGGAAUAUAACGACGAUAAAUGGCAUGGCACAUGGCUAGCCGGGAAACCCCGACAUGCCCGAGAACAAUGGCAGUGGCGGACUGAUUAUUCUUUGACCAACUCUCGUCUUCAAUAUUACCGCAUUUGGACAAGGGCAAAAUACAUACCUCCCCCCGUUGCAUCAGACCGACCAAAU
This is a messenger RNA of Aspergillus candidus, 1018 nucleotides long. Its product is annotated as polysaccharide biosynthesis domain-containing protein. The transcript has 5 exons. NCBI's taxonomy places the organism in Eukaryota, Fungi, Ascomycota, Eurotiomycetes, Eurotiales, Aspergillaceae. The coding region runs from base 136 to 588 and encodes 150 amino acids. The record is from RefSeq and is a predicted model, not a curated record. Gene Ontology annotation, cellular component: cytoplasm.